AAAAUAAAACAAUAAAAAAUAAAACCUGCUCCAUCGAAAAACAAAAUCAGCCGCUGCCACAUCCCACAGUGGCCUUGUAAGCACUGAACAACUCAUCUCUCCGGAAACGUAGCGGUACUUGCUCGUCGGCCGCCGGGAACAGCGUUAAACUCGUCCAGGAAAAUGGCGUUCAGAGGCAAAGAGAUGAUGAAGAAAGUUCUCAAGAAAGUUGGAGAGAAGAAUUUGACUCCACGAGUGAAGCAAUCUUUGGAGAAAUGUCUUCCUCGAAGCAAAGUUGUGAUGAAUCGCGCUAAGCGCGGUCUAUUUGCCGGGAAACACAUUCAGUUUGGCAAUAGUGUUAGUGAAGAUGGUGGUAACAGGACAAGGAGAACUUGGAAACCUAAUGUCCAGGACAAAAGGCUCUUUAGUUAUAUUCUAGAUCGUCACAUUCGUGUUAAAGUCACCACUCACGCCCUUCGUUGCAUAGACAAGGCAGGUGGAAUUGAUGAAUACUUGCUGAGGACUCCUUAUCACAAAAUGGACACAGAAAUAGGCCUCUUGUGGAAGGCGAAGAUUGAGAAGUUGUAUGAAGAACUUGGAACGAAGGAGGUUGUAUUCUUUUCGCCAGAGGAUGAAGAGAAGUUUGAACAGGGCUUCAAAGAUUUGAGAUUAGCCGAAAGGGAAGCACGAAAAGAAGUCAGAAAAAUGGUGUACGCUGGGAUGAACAAGCAUAAACUAAUUGAGGUUGAAAGUAAGGAUGAUCAAUCUAGUGAGGAAGGAGCUGCUAAAAUUGAGGGAGAAAUCUCACACGAUCCAUCAAAGCGAUUGGUUCCUGUCUCGUAUGUGUUAGCUGCCGACAAACUCAAAGUUGGAAGUUAUAUUACUAAUUGAUGUUAUGUCUGAUAGUGGCAGUGUAAGUUGUUUUAGCUCAGUGAGUAUGAAAGUCUUGGUUAUUUGAUUUUUGGUUUACUCUGGUUUUAUGCUCUAAACUUUCUGUAUUCAAAGUCAUAAUUCUUUGCUCCAAAAUAAUAGUUGAUUCUUGUAAUAGAACCAAAUUUCUUGAUGCGCUUUUAGUAAAUCUAAAGGGUAUUCUAACAA
Messenger RNA from Lathyrus oleraceus (garden pea), 1077 nucleotides. RefSeq names its product 54S ribosomal protein L24, mitochondrial. The transcript has 3 exons. The coding region runs from base 163 to 870 and encodes 235 amino acids. Gene Ontology annotation, molecular function: structural constituent of ribosome. The record is from RefSeq and is a predicted model, not a curated record. Lineage: Eukaryota; Viridiplantae; Streptophyta; Magnoliopsida; Fabales; Fabaceae. Gene Ontology annotation, cellular component: mitochondrial large ribosomal subunit.